AUGAUAGCAUGGGACUUUAACGAAAAGUUAGGAUCAAGCUCUGGUGCUGAUGCUGCUGCGGCUGUUAUAUUACUCCCCACGGUAGUAAUGUUGCUGUUAAUAGCUAUAAGGAUGCGUGUUGAUACUCAGAUUCACCUGUCGCAGCCUAUAGUGUGCGUGUGUGCAUUGCAGGAGGAAAUAAGGAAACAAAUGAAAUUAAAACCCUACAUGGAUUUGGGCAAGGAAGAGUUUCUGGCUUUUGCACCAGACACCGAAGAAACAAGGUCAAUGAUUAACAUAAUAUCGGUUAAAUUUCCCCUCUUGAAGAAUGUUUCUAGAGUUUACAAAGAUGAACAGGAGCUGGAAACCUAUAUAGGCUCAGAUCUCUAUGGUAUCGGCAAUCAAAUAAUGUAA
Molecule: messenger RNA, 393 nt
Organism: Prunus armeniaca (apricot)
Lineage: Eukaryota; Viridiplantae; Streptophyta; Magnoliopsida; Rosales; Rosaceae
Source: the annotation of a GenBank genome assembly